Messenger RNA from Penicillium coprophilum, 3498 nucleotides. RefSeq names its product tubulin-specific chaperone D. Bases 1 to 3498 code for a protein of 1165 amino acids. NCBI's taxonomy places the organism in Eukaryota, Fungi, Ascomycota, Eurotiomycetes, Eurotiales, Aspergillaceae. Gene Ontology annotation, biological process: post-chaperonin tubulin folding pathway; microtubule cytoskeleton organization; tubulin complex assembly. Gene Ontology annotation, molecular function: GTPase activator activity; beta-tubulin binding. The record is from RefSeq and is a predicted model, not a curated record. The transcript has 6 exons.
AUGGAUGCCGCCGAGGAUCGAGACGUGAAACUUCAAAGGGCCUCUGGGGAUUUGGUGUCCGAGUUUUCGGCAAAGCUGCCCUCGUUAUUGUGGAGAGCCCAAACUGGGACUCCCAUCCGCACCCCACGUAAAUGGGCGCAGGUCACCAAAACAGAGAAGCUUGUCAAACUUCUUGAACCCUUCCAAGAGUGGCCCCAACUCUUAGAUCCACAUUUGCAGACGUUGCUACCUCCAUUAGUGGACGCUUUUCUAGCAUAUCUGAUCAAGCACCGCACCCAAUAUGGCUCUGUUUCGGCGAGGUCAUCCCAGGCAGGAAAUCAGUAUCCCCUAUCAAGAGCUAUCUGCAGGUUACUUUACACUUUCUGCAAAGUCCGUGGCGUCAAGGUGAUUAGCAGGUUCUUAAACAAUGAGCCGAAAUAUCUUGAUUCAAUGUUUCGGGCCUUCAUUGAAUGGGAUGCGGUCCGGCCAAUCAAUUCUGAAGAACUGGCUGAAUCCGAAUCUCAGCGACUCAUCUGGGAAGAACGAUAUGUGAUGCUGGUUUGGCUUUCACAUCUUCUGCUUGCUCCUUUUGACUUGUCUUCUUUAUCGGAUGAUAAAAUCCCGGUCCCCUACGACAAUCUCCAGCAAUUCAGUUGGUUACCAUCCAAGACUCCCAUGGUUGCCAAGUCGAUUCUUUCUUUGUCGUUGCACUAUAUUGGCGCGUCUGGCAAAGAACGCGAGGCAGCAACAGCGCUUUUGGCACGACUGGCUUUGCGUGGAGACAUGCAAGCUCUCGGUAUGCUUACAGGCCUGACGAAGUGGGCAUUUGCUAUUAUUCAGCCAAUGGAAAACGUUGAAUCGCCCUCUGUCUAUACUUGUAUUGGAGUUCUCACAUUCAUUGCUCGCUUGAGCGCAUCGGGCCAGGUAGAGGACUUUGCACCCUUGAUCAAUUAUGUCUUCCAGCAGACUCUCGGUGUACUUCAAGGGAAGACUUCGGUACCUGUGACAAUCCAGUCUUCGGCAUUGGCCAGAAAGAUUGUUGUCAAGAUCCUUCGCAAUAUUACCGGCAUGGCUUUAUCUUUGAAUGAGCGAGGUGAUAGCCGCAUCACGGAUGAUCAGUUGUCGACCAUAAUGGAAGAAGCAAUCGAUCAUUUCUUGGUCUCCUUGGCAGACAAAGAUACACCCGUGCGAUUUGCUGCGAGUAAAGCACUCAGCAUUAUUACAUUGAAAUUAGACUCGGAAAUGGCGACCGAAGUCAUUGAAGCUGUUAUUGACGCGCUGGGAGAGAAUAUUCUCUUUGAGAAAGACGAUGGCUCCCUCGUCACGCCAUUGGAAGCGCGGAAGAUUGGCACACACACCCUCAAACGUAACCUAAGUGCAGUCGAUGCCCAGCGAUGGCAAGGAUUAAUCCUGACACUGUCGCAUUUACUUUUCCGCCGGGCACCUCCUACCCACCAACUCCCUGAGAUUCUUCAGUCACUGGUGGCUGGUUUGGGUUUCGAGCAAAGGUCCUCUACUGGUAGCUCCGUGGGAACGGGUGUACGAGAUGCGGCGUGCUUCGGUAUUUGGGCUAUGUCUCGAAAGUAUACAACACAAGAGCUCAUGGCGCUGCAGCCCCAGGUCGUGGCGUCGCAAUCUGGCCAGAAAGAGGUCGAUGUUCUGCAAAAGCUGGCUGUGGAACUCAUCUGUGCUGCCUGUAUCGAUCCAUCUGGGAACAUCCGACGCGGGUCGUCUGCUGCGCUACAAGAGUUGAUUGGUCGUCAUCCCAAUACCAUUGCGCAGGGUAUUCCCCUCGUACAGGUUGUGGAUUACCAUGCUGUUGCACGACGUUCUCGUGCAUUAAUUGAUGUUGCGAAAGCAACGGCCUCUCUGGAUCAAAUUUACUGGAGCCCACUCCUGGACGCUCUGAUGGGUUGGAGGGGUAUUGGUUCUCCAGAUGCUGAGUCUAGAAGAUAUGCAGCUAAGUCUAUUGGAACUUUGAGUACGCAGGAGCAAUUCAAGACCAUGAACUUGGUUCUGGCUAAAUUACUGCGAAUGUUCUACAGUAUCUCUCGAAACGAUGUGGAAUCACGACAUGGCUGUCUGUUGUCCAUUGCUGCCACAGUCGAUGCUUUUACUUCGCAAUGGGAAGCGUCAGCAGAGAAGAGAGAUACCCCAGAAGCUAAGACUGUUUCCUCCCAAGUUGCCCACAUCUGGGAUAUCUUCGGUUCUGCAUCAAGCCCUACCGAUGAUGACUUGACCUUUCAGACUUCACGGCCCGAGUUGACAGCAGAGGCAUCAUCUUGCUUGCUUUCUUCGCUCUCUCAAUCUACCAUCACAAUGGGUCUGGCUCAACCUUCAGAACCACUUCUGAACCGAACACUCCAAAUUCUGUCCCUCUGUGUUUCUCGAAGUGAUGACAUCUCGAUUGAAACGUCUUCAACUGCCUUGGCGCAGCUGUUUCCUCUCCUAUCGCCAUCAAAACAGGAAGAGACUGUUCGUACUUGGUUCUCCCAUCUCCGUACUUCAUGGAGAUCGCCGGCAGGUCGCGGUCAAAUUCUAGCACUCGGCGCAGUGUUCAAGCAACUCGGAGCGCAGAGUGAUGUCCAAGAAGAUAUUGCCACCGAGAUUCUUCGCUACACUAAAAAGGAAGAGCUCAUUGAAAAACGAGUUGCUGCUGUGAAGUGCUUGGCCACCAGUAUCUUACCAUAUAUGGCUUCCAUUGAUGCAAUUGCGAACAACUUUGUUGAAUUUUUGAAUGAUUAUACCACAGACAGACGAGGUGAUGUCGGAUCUUUAAUUCGAGUUGAGGCAAUUCAAGCAGUCGGUAUCUUGCUUCAAAAAACAUCGGACUCAACGCCACGCUCACCACUUAUUCAAAACCUGGUCGGAACAUUCGAACACUUCAGUCAUGUUUCGUCACAAGAAUAUUUCGCUCAACUACUUACUCUCCAGGAUAUUGACUGGCUUCGUCUUCCUUUGUUACAAGGACUUGCUACCUCUGCUAUCUCGGGAGCAGAAGGUCUCAUCCGAGCAUCUCGCUCGGCUCUGACCCAGUUCCUCAAUACCCAACCGCAACCCCGAAGCCAGGAGAUACUGAUGGCAUUUUUGCAGGAUCUUUCUACGAUCCUGAAUGAUAAUCUUCAAGAUGACCGUUUUGCCAUUCCUGUUGUCGAGUUUGUUGCAUUUUUAAUUGAUAGCUACGUUCCUGUUAUACCCGAAGACUCAGAUGCAAGUUUCCGAAAUCUGUUCACGUUAGUCCAGAAAGCACAUUUCAAAUCCGCAAAUAUAGCUCGAUUGGAAGCUGCAGUCAAAGUCUAUGCUGCAUUAUCAAGGGUUGACUCGUUACGAAAUGGUGUUUUGAAGAAGAUGACCGGACUGCUGUUGCAUCCUUUCCCAAGGGUACGGUCAAGCACUGCAGAAUACCUGUUUGUUGUGACAGAGUCUGAGAUUAUCAAGUACGAAGACUGGUCUGCUCCGCCUAAACAACUGAAGCCUCAGGUGGAUAAUUUGAAGGCCACCUUUUCUCUGGAAGGCUAG